This is a messenger RNA of Arachis duranensis, 1044 nucleotides long. RefSeq lists its product as uncharacterized. The transcript has a single exon. The record is from RefSeq and is a predicted model, not a curated record. Lineage: Eukaryota; Viridiplantae; Streptophyta; Magnoliopsida; Fabales; Fabaceae. Bases 201 to 890 code for a protein of 229 amino acids.
CUUCAUAUAGUAACAAUGAGAGCUUUGCUUCCUCUACGAUCUUUUUCCAUGAUUUCAAACCUUGAAGCUGCUGCAGUUUCUUAUAUAGCUGCAGUACAUAUAUCCUGUGUCUUCAGAUGACUAGCUUGUUCUGUGGCACACUAAAUUGUAUUCAAUACAAAAAAUUAGGGUUUAAGAUUUAAUCUUUUUGCCCUCAAACUAUGGGUUCACUCAAGCACCGAAAAGGGAAGUUCCACACAAUCCUGAAACAUCACCAUCUCCGGACAAUCGCAACAUUGUUCCAUUACGCAGAGUUUUGUGUCGUUUUGGUCUUGAUUUUCCGGUUAUCGAUCAAACUCCCAAUGGCUCUCAAAACCUCGAGCGAGUAUUUAGGUGGCUUCGUAGUUAACCCUCGCUUUGUUUUCUUGCUCGGAAACUUCAUAAUCGUCGCACUAUUCGUCCAAUCUGGUCAUUUCUCAAGUAACGGUUCCUCUACACAAAGUUCAGAAACUGUUCUUUAUGAGGAGUUCAUCCAAAAAUGUAGUAGUUAUAAAAACAAAGAAAUUCAAGAAAGAACAGAGAGCAUCAAACAUAAUCAGAAUGUUGAUGCAAACCGGGUUAGCUUAAGGUGUAACGAAAUCCAUGGUGAGAAGAUAACGAAAACGGUUAUUUGUUUGGAGGAAAAGAAGGAGUACAGAAGGUGUCGAUCAGAUAUUUUGAGGCACGUGGAGAGAGAGGAACCGCGUCACGUGCUGUAUAGGUGUGAGUCGGUGAAGAACAGAGGAAACGUUGGAAUUUCCGGUUCGUAUCCUGAGGAUGGAAUGAGUAACGACGAGUUUCGACGCACUAUAGAGGCUUUCAUUGCUCGCCAACAGAGACUCAGAAGGCAAGAACAAUGCUUCAUAGCUUAGAAUUCAGAAAAGUCUUAGUUCUAUGUUUUGAAGCUUGCAAAUUGAAGUGGAGACUAUACCUGUAAUUGCUUCUGGUUUUACCCUUUUUUUUUUAUGAAAAAUGUAAAUGAAGGUUAAAAAUGUGAGUAUAGACUUUAUAGUUUUGAUUUGAAAA